Molecule: messenger RNA, 4663 nt
Organism: Phoenix dactylifera (date palm)
Lineage: Eukaryota; Viridiplantae; Streptophyta; Magnoliopsida; Arecales; Arecaceae
Gene: RAPTOR1
Product: Regulatory-associated protein of TOR 1
Biological process (GO): cellular response to starvation; TOR signaling; cellular response to amino acid stimulus
Cellular component (GO): cytoplasm; TORC1 complex
Molecular function (GO): protein-macromolecule adaptor activity; protein binding
Source: RefSeq, a predicted model, not a curated record
GGAGGAUUCUUGGAUUCUUCUAGGGUUAGGGUUUUCUUGUGGGGCGACGCGGGAGGCCGCGAGGCUGGGGCAGGGGUGAGGAGGGGGGUGGGUUUAGAUUUGAUGGCAUUGGGAGAUCUGAUGGUGUCCCGGUUCUCGCAGUCUUCGGCGUCGUUGUCGAACCAUCUGGACGAGUUCUCCAGCCGGGAGGAUGGGGAUGCCGUCGGCCAUAGGACGGAUUCCGAGGCCGCGGCCGCGGCCGCGGCGGGGGCCACCACCAGUAUGGCGUACCUGCCGCAGACCGUGGUGCUUUGCGACUUCAGGCAUGAGGGGUUCGAGGAUUGUGUGCCGUUAGGGCCGUCGGAGAGCGGGUUGGUGUCAAAAUGGCGGCCCAAGGAUCGGAUGAAGACGGGAUGUGUGGCACUUGUUUUAUGUUUAAACAUUAGUGUUGAUCCACCAGAUGUAAUAAAAAUCUCUCCUUGUGCGAGAAUGGAGUGCUGGAUAGAUCCUUUUUCUAUGGCUCCUCCAAAGGCUCUUGAGACAAUUGGAAAAGCCUUGCAUGCUCAAUAUGAACGAUGGCAACCUCGGGCUCGUUACAAACUUCAACUCGAUCCUACUGUGGAGGAGGUGAAGAAGCUUUGUACUACCUGUCGCAAAUAUGCUAGGUCAGAAAGGGUCCUCUUUCACUAUAAUGGACAUGGAGUACCAAGGCCUACACCUAAUGGUGAAAUUUGGGUUUUUAAUAAGAGUUAUACACAGUAUAUUCCAUUGCCUAUCAGUGACCUAGAUUCUUGGCUGAAAACACCGUCAAUAUAUGUUUUCGAUUGCUCAGCUGCAGGGAUGAUUGUCAGUGCGUUUAUAGAGCACCAAGAGUGGAACUCUUCUGGUGCCUCUGCUUCAUCAAAGGACUGUAUUCUGCUUGCUUCCUGUGAAGCACAUGAGACUCUUCCGCAGAGUGCCGAAUAUCCUGCUGAUGUGUUUACGUCCUGUCUAACUACACCUAUUAAAAUGGCAUUACGUUGGUUUUGCUCUCGCUCAUUACUUCGUGAUUCCCUUGAUCACUCUCUGAUAGACCAGAUUCCUGGCCGCCAAAAUGACCGAAAAACCCUUCUAGGGGAGCUCAACUGGAUUUUCACUGCUGUCACUGAUACAAUAGCAUGGAAUGUACUGCCUCAUGAUCUUUUCCAGCGGUUAUUUAGGCAAGAUCUGCUAGUUGCUAGUCUCUUUCGGAAUUUCUUACUUGCUGAGCGAAUAAUGCGAGCUGCAAAUUGUUCUCCAAUUUCAUAUCCGCUGUUACCAUCGACUCAUCAGCAUCAUAUGUGGGAUGCAUGGGAUAUGGCUGCUGAGAUUUGUCUAUCUAAACUUCCGCAAUUAAUUGCUAAUCCAAAUUUGGAGUUUCAGCCUAGCCCAUUUUUCACAGAACAAUUGACGGCUUUUGAAGUGUGGCUUGAUCAUGGCUCUGAAUACAAGAAGCCACCUGAGCAGUUGCCUAUAGUUCUUCAGGUUUUGCUUAGCCAAUCUCAUCGAUUUCGUGCACUGGUGCUUCUAGGAAGAUUCCUUGAUAUGGGACCUUGGGCUGUGGAUCUGGCCUUAUCUGUUGGGAUCUUUCCUUAUGUGCUCAAACUAUUACAAACAACUGCAAUGGAAUUGCGCCAAAUUCUUGUGUUUAUAUGGACCAAGAUACUUGCUCUGGAUAAGUCUUGUCAGAUUGAUCUGGUGAAAGAUGGGGGUCAUGCAUAUUUCAUCAAGUUUCUUGACAGCAUGGAUGCGUACCCAGAACAGCGUGCAAUGGCUGCUUUUGUUUUAGCAGUUAUUGUGGAUGGACACAGGCGGGGACAAGAAGCAUGUAUGCAUGUAAAUUUAAUACAUGUAUGCUUGAGACAUAUCCAACUAGCAAGUCCACAUGAUGCACAGACUGAGCCUUUACUUCUUCAGUGGCUUUGUCUCUGCCUGGGAAAGCUCUGGGAGGAUUAUCCAGAAGCACAGUUAGUAGGUCUGCAAGCAGAUGCACCUGCAAUAAUUGCACCUUUGUUGUCAGAGCCUCAGCCUGAGGUGAGAUCUGCCGCUGUUUUUGCUCUGGGCACUCUUCUUGAUGUUGGAUCUGUCUCCUAUAGGGAUGGCCAUGGAGGUGAUGAGGAUUGUGAUGAUGAUGAAAAAAUUAAGGCUGAACUAAAUAUUGUCAAAAACCUUCUACAAGUUGUUGGAGAUGGAAGCCCACUUGUCAGGGCUGAGGUUGCUAUAGCUCUUGCCCGCUUUGCCUUUGGCCAUAGCAAGCAUCUGAAGUCAAUUGCUGCUGAAUACUGGAAGCCUCAAUCUAAUUAUUUAUUGGGCUCAUUUCCUUCUUUGGCUAAUAUUAACGGUCCAGGUAGUGGAUAUGCUAACCCAAGCCAGUAUAUGCAGUCAGGAAGUGCCCUUUCCUGCCAUAUUGGCCCUGUACUGAGAGUUGGCAGUGACAGCACAGCUACUGCUCGAGAUGGAAGGAUAUGCACAAGUAGCCCACUUGCAUCUAUGGGGAUAAUGCAUGGUUCUCCACUAUCAGAUGAUUCUUCUCAGCAUUCUGAUUCUGGCAUAGUUAUAAAAGAAAAUGCUAGUAAUGGGGUCAUCAGCUAUCCUAGGUCAAGGCCUCUUGACAGUGCAAUAUAUUCACAGAUUAUUCUAGCCAUGUCUACUUUGGCUAAAGAUCCAUCUCCUCGAGUUGCAAACCUUGGUCGAAGAACUCUCUCUAUUAUUGGUAUUGAACAAGUGGUUACGAGGCAAUCAAGAUUUAGUGGUGCCGGCAUACAUCAAGGAAAUUCCUCUGCUCCAUCUGCAUCUCCAAAUCUUGCUGGAUUGGCACGCUCUUCUUCAUGGUUUGACAUGAAUGCUGGUCAUUUGCCAAUGACAUUUAGAACACCUCCAGUUAGCCCUCCACGGAAUAAUUACCUCACAGGAUUGCGGCGUGUGUGUUCCCUAGAGUUCAGGCCUCACCAAUUAAAUUGCCCAGACACUGGACUAGCUGAUCCACUUUUAAGUUCUGACGGAUGUUCUGGAGUUUCUGAACGCAGCUUACUUCCCCAAUCAACCAUUUACAACUGGAGCUGUGGUCAUUUUUCAAGGCCGCUUCUUACUGCUUCUGAUGACAAUGAGGAAAUUAUGGCUAGAAGAGAGGAAAGGGAAAGAAUAGCCCUGGAUCGCAUAGCCAAAUGCCAGCAUUCUUCUGUAAGCAAACUUAAUAAUCCAAUUGCUAGUUGGGUUUCAAAGUUUGAAAUGGGUACAAAGGCCACAUUGCUGCUACCCUUUUCUCCUAUUGUAGUUGCUGCAGAUGAGAAUGAACGUAUCAGGGUAUGGAACUAUGAGGAAGCUACACCUUUGAACAGUUUCGACAAUCAUGAUUUAUCUGAUCGAGGAAUUUCUAAGCUCUGCCUUGUGAAUGAACUUGACGACAGCUUGCUCCUUGUUGCUUCAAGUGAUGGAAAUGUUCGUGUAUGGAAAGAUUAUACUAUAAAAGGCAAACAGAAACUUGUAACGGCAUUUUCUUCAGUUCAAGGUCAUAAGUCUGGUGUUCGCAGUAUGAAUGCAGUUGUGGACUGGCAGCAGCAGUCCGGUUACUUGUACGCUUCUGGCGAGGCAUCACCUAUUGUGCUUUGGGAUAUGGACAAAGAACAACUUGUUAGCUCCGUUCCAUCAUCAUCAGACAGCAGCAUAUCGUCACUGUCUGCUUCUCAAAUUCAUGGUGGUCAGUUUGCAGCUGGUUUUGUGGACGGUUCUGUUAGGAUAUUUGAUAUUCGUACUCCUGAGAUGCUUGUCUGUACAGCAAGACCACAUACUCAAAGAGUGGAAAGAGUUGUUGGGCUCGGCUUUCAACCUGGUCUUGAUCCUGCCAAGAUUGUCAGUGCAUCUCAAGCAGGAGAUAUUCAGUUUUUGGAUAUAAGAAAUCACACUGAGGCAUAUCUCACUAUUGAUGCCCAUAGGGGCUCUCUUACGGCCUUGGCGGUUCAUCGCCAUGCUUCAGUUAUUGCAAGUGGCUCAGCCAAGCAGAUCGUGAAAAUCUUUAGCCUAGAAGGAGAGCAGCUGAGCAUCAUCAGAUAUUACCCAACUUUCAUGGCUCAGAGAAUAGGAUCUGUCAACUGCCUCACUUUCCAUCCUUACAGAGUACUCCUUGCAGCCGGUACUGCUGAUGCCUGCAUAUCCAUCUAUCCACUUGACAGCUACCAAACAAGAUAAUUUGUGAUCAGUGAGUUCCAUCAUGGGCGAGAAAAAAGAUGUCCACAUCUUACCCAACCAGCAUGCCUGUUGUCACAUUCAGACUAGCGGGCUGAUCUCUCGCUGAAGCUAUUGGCAUUGUCACCGGUUGGAUAUAUACACCUUUGGCCUGCAUGUGAAAUUUGUAUGUUAUAAUAUUCAUUAGCCUCCUGCAGAAGGUCUCAGUUAAUCCCGUUUCUACUUACCCUUGGAGGCUCUUACAAAUAAUUUUGAUACCUAGGUAAAAGAUGUAAAUAGUUUCCUUUAUUUCAAUGCUUUCUAGCCCCUUUCUUCCCCCCUUUGUUCAAUUUGUAAAAGUGCCAGACUCUUCAUAUUAUAAAUUAAAUAGGGUUGGGCUCUUCCUGGGCAAGGGGUAUUGGUGUUGUAUUUAAAAAAUCCUUGUCUUCCAAGUGCACUUUCUCGCUGAUCUCUAAUUUUGAUGUCCUUAAUGAGCUUUCCUUGC